Cucurbitaria berberidis CBS 394.84 is the source of this 4929-nucleotide messenger RNA. RefSeq lists its product as uncharacterized. Gene Ontology annotation, cellular component: mediator complex. Gene Ontology annotation, biological process: regulation of transcription by RNA polymerase II. Gene Ontology annotation, molecular function: transcription coregulator activity. Bases 1 to 4929 code for a protein of 1642 amino acids. The transcript is spliced from 3 exons. The record is from RefSeq and is a predicted model, not a curated record. NCBI's taxonomy places the organism in Eukaryota, Fungi, Ascomycota, Dothideomycetes, Pleosporales, Cucurbitariaceae.
AUGGAAUUUCUCAAGACGUGCAGCACAAAUGCACAAGCUAUAGGCGACUUUGAGGCCAUCGCAUACCAAGCCGUUUCCAUUACACCCAAUACCACCCAAACCUCCUCAAGAGCGCGCGAUUUGAGCCCCUUAGACCAUCUGCGUGCUGCAGAAGCAGAGCUACGCCAAGGCCUGCAUCUAGUUGUACAGGAUGCGUCCCGACCUUGGCUAUGGCAUUUCCAACCCACCACGGUCGAGAAGGCUGGCCAGGGCGCUUUGGAUCUACCAGAGCUUGAGGGAUAUCGCUUGCAGCGUGAACAAACAGGUUGUAUAAAGGCUGUCGAACUAGCUCGACCGCCCAUGCGAGCGGUAAACCCGAAUGCAGCAUCAUCCAACUUCGCGCCUUCGACGCCAGCAUCGCAUAAAGGCGCGCGACUUCCUCCAGGCAGCACACAAGCUAAUACGACGGAUCAACAGCAGCCUCCAGACUGCAUCACCCUCUAUGAGCUGUAUACGUCGUCUGUCAUGGCUAUGAUCUCAUUCCAUCUUGUAAGAGACUGCCAUGUGGUUGCCUUGAACUACCGAACAUUCAUUUCACAACCUCUGCCUCCGCAAGAUAAUCAUCAUGCGAGCCUUGACAUGCUAGCAGACCCACAUUGGCUCACAAGCAUUAACGUCCAUUGGACUAGUUCAGGAACGCUCCUGGUCUCAACCUUCACCGAGCGGAAACUUGAGAUUCGUUGUUUAGGUGAUAUCACGCUAGAAACAGAACAAGAGCAGCUUGUCGGUCGCUGUGUACGUGUUGCUCCCAAAGGCUUGCUUGCCAAGAUAGUGAGCUUUGAAGACCCAUUGGACUCCGUCCCGGAAGAUGUCGCUCAUCGAUCGAGGAAAAGACCAAGGGUCAGCUCCUUGGAGCAAAGCAUCGAGAAAUGGAAGUCGACUGUCAAGCGUUGGUUAGGCUGGAGGGGCUACUCUUUACCCAAUCUCGAGAAACCGAGCUCGUGGAUCAGGAUACGCACCACCCAGAUGACACAACCCGCUGUAUCAAGCCCAUCACCUUUCAAUUCGGGCCGAGACAUACUCUGGCCGCGAGGACUGUGUUUUCUCUACAUGCCUGAGCCGGUUGGAACUACAGCGACAGAGUCAGACGGUGUCUCAACUUCAGAACACGGUGACAGUCCCUCUAGAUGGUUUGAGACUCCCGACUCGACCGGCUUCAGAGAUCCACUAGAUGUUGCGCAGCAGUGGUUCCUCGGCAAACCCGAUAGAGAGAAAAUACUCGAAGUACGACAGAAAGCCAAAAAGGCCGAAGAGGAGGCUACUCGCCAAAAAGAAGAUCAUGCUAAUCUAUAUGCAUCAUCUCCACUGAAUCCCCGAACUGGGGCCUAUGGUGACCUUCAAGCAGUGAGCGGAGUAUAUCCUACGCCCCCAGACGGCGUUGCCCCCGGCACUGGGGUCUCUUACAGCGACACACCAAGUGUCUCGGGCGCCACUUCUAAUGUAAUACUAGCAUCGGGGGCAAACAAUCCUGUAAUCAACAUUUCAGCUCCCCAGGACAACGCUCAUAUCGACGGACAACAGCUGUCUUUGACGUCUCCCGUGUUGCCUUCGGCCUCAGACAACUUUAAUACGUCUAGCGGCAACGAUGAUUUGUUCGAAGACAUGGAAGAAGAUGGGUACGGGGGCGAUGGCGUCAACGAUGCAGAUUUUGACUUCUUUGAUGGACCCGACGAGGAAGAUGUGGACAUGGAAGACGCCCCAGCGCUGCCUGAUAGCAACAUUACCGCUGUCAAACAUGGCCAGAAUCAAGAGCUAGUGUCUGUUUCCGAGUCACAAAGCAAGGAGGAGAUGCCCGACCCCCUAGCAGCCCUUGAGAAUGCUCUAGCUACGGCUUCUCGGCCUACAGACGAAGAGAUGCAGAAAGUCGAAAGUGAGCAACCUGCGACCACAGGGACCUCCCCAGCGCAAGAUGAACAGGAUACAAGCUUGGAACUGGAGGUGCACCCGCAACCUCAUGGACAAGUGGCUACCAACAAAGAGCCUACGCCUCCGCUCAGUCCUAGCAUGAUUGCGAAGACACUGCAGCCGUCUCCACCUAAGAAGUCCGCAUCACGACUCGAUCAAGAGCAAGAGCUGGGGCAUCAGCGUGACAGCGCAUUCAGUCCACUGACCUUCAGCCGUAAGCUGAGCAUAUCUGAUGCGAAGUACCAGGGUGUUCGUUCUACCUCAUAUCAAGACAAGGAUAUUGGUAGUGACCGCCGGGCUAACCCCGGUUCUUCCCGGGUAAAAAGUCUGAGGGACGUACCAUUAUUGACAAAACUCCGCUAUGCUAUGGGCGUUGCAUCGACCAAUAAGAUCCCAGAAAUUCCAUCUUUGGCUCGAGCAGACAGUAGCGAUGACUCGGAUUCUUCGAGUGAGACGUCAGAUGCAUCUGAAGAAGAUUCUGAUGAAGAGAUCGCUAGUGGGCCUAGGGCAUUCGUGGGCAGCAUUGUGUUAGCUGCAAAGAGAAAGUUACCAACUGAAGACAAUGCCACCCCAAUGUCUGUAACCUCAUUCGCAGAUUCUCUUGGGGGUGACUGGCAAGACCCUCAUGCACUUCAACUCGAUGAAGCAUCUCUUACCUCCUUCGAACCCACUUCUUGGGAUUGGUCUUUGGUCAACUUUCCUUCUCCCGCCGAACGAAUCGCCGCUGGCGCACGCUACAACAUGCCUGCUAUGCCGCCAUUCCAUAUGGAGAUGCCAGAUACCCCGACAUCUCAGCCUGACCUUAUAUUUGAACAACCAGACGAAAGGCCUUUGCCUUUGAGUGGAAAGGAUAGUAUUGCAAUAACCCAGAUUGUAACUGAUCAGAUUGUGUCAGCAACACUUGACAUCCUUGGAGAGGACCCAUUAGUCGAGCUGAGGUCUGACGUUCGGAUAUCGCCAGAGACACGCUGGCAGGCCACCAUCAGAAGCAUAUUCCCAGACGCAAUCGAAUGUAAUGUACCUGCGCUAGCAGCAGUCCACGAUGUGUUCCCCGAACUCUCAGCUCAAGCAAAGGGACAUCAAAGACCCCCACCACGCAAGCCAAAUGAAGGCGCGGUGAUACCUGGGAACCACCUUUUCCAAAUAAGUCCCCCUUUCCUCAGAGUCCGACGUGCGGAAACCCACUGGGACUUGCUUCCUCCAGCAAUAUCAUUCUGGGAGCCUCUUGGGUUGUCGCCCAUCAGCCCCCCGAAGAAUGUUGUUGCCUUCUGCGUUUACCCACAUAGUGAGUCUCUCAGGCCAUGCCUAGAGAACCUUUUACUCAACCUUCAGCUGGCCUACGACAGCUGCAAGCUUGGCAGUCACGUGCGCGUCGAAACAGGUAUAGAGUUUGAAGGAGGCCUCGUACCUUGCCGGGUCACCACACCAGGCGCCCAGCAUGAUACGUCUAAGGUGCUUAGAGAGACAUGUGUUCAACUUGGCAAUCAUCUUUCCAUGCGGCAUACCAAGAUACGAGAACAACAGGAGGCUAAGAUCGACGCGUUCGUCAUCUACAUGGUAGAUUCUUUCGGCGGCCCCUCUGGGCUAUGGGAGCUAGGUUCUGCUUUCUGGGCUCUUUUCCAGGCUUACAGCCAAGGACCACCAGGACGGCCCGAUCAAACUCAGAAGCCGGAUCUUGUGCUUCAGGUCAUCCCCAUGAAGUAUAUCGCCUCUUACGACACCCCCGUCAUUCUGGAUCCCAGCACAUACACAAGUCUUGCGCGGGAAGUCUACGAUCGCUGCCCACCGAGCGCACCAAGUGGAGACAAGACAACUCUCAGCAUAUAUAAGGCUCCAUCAUUUCAACUGGAAGAGACCCUUCCUCGAAGCGUCCCGUUCAGGCUUGUAUCGGAGCCGGCGCAGGACCUGCUCCGUGAAAACAGUUAUAUGCACCUUGGCUAUGCGAUUAGUUUUGAUGGCAGUUGGAUUACAGCAGCCUGGACUGACAGUUGUGGCAAGUCCCAGGCUCUUGUGUCGUAUCAUCUCGGUACACGUGUGUUCGGAGAAAUCGCGAAAGAAAUCUGGCAGACUACGAUCGAAAUACUGCAGUCUCGAAGGGUACAUUGGCGCGUCUGCAUUGCCAAAGCAGGCGUUAUGGAUAGAGAUGAGUUUGAGACUUGGAUCGCUCUCGUCUCAUGCCCCACACAGCUGAACCUCUUCUUCAUGAUACUAACGGUGGACACUGAUUCACCGUUCAAGUUCACACCCACUACAAUGUCAACAAGCAGCGCAACCACUGGCCAACCAUCCGCAAACACACCGGACUCCAACCAAGCCGGUAUCUCACCUGACCCAGCUGUUGGCCUCACCCCGGCUGCAACUCCCUCUGCAGACCCGACCACCGCCGACCCUUCAGCAGACCCUGAAGCGCGUCUCGUCGACGUCACAGAUGAAUCAUGGGGCAUCAUCCUCGCGCAUCGUCUUCAUAACUCGAAGUCCACGAACCAGUUCAGUCCAGCACUCAUCUCAGGUUUGCUUGUCAAACGCGGCGAGACAUUCGCCACGAGUAACACUAUCAACCACCCAAUUCCCGACCCAGAACACGGUCCCAUAGUAGUUGGUGUAAACAUGUUAUGGAUUGGCGCUAUCGGGAGUAUGCGUGCUGCUACAUCCCCCUUGCCAGCCGCUGGUGAAGGUGUGAGUCCUGGUGGCGCGACUCCAAACCCGUAUGCUAGCGGCGGCAGUGCACCGCCGAGUCCCAGCCCCGCGCAAGAUGGAGUCAGGAGUACGACUUCGCUUAUAUGGGCGCCAACGGUGCAGACGCGUAGCACGGCGGAAAAUCUACUCAGGGAGGUUCUAGUGCAGUACAGAGCAUUGGGGUUGUUGGCGAAGCUGAGAGGCAUGAGGGGAAGCGGACACGGAAGUGUGCCAUGGCAUGUCGCUGCUGCUAAGAGGGGGGUGGAAGGGCUGGAGAGGGUUAUUAGCAGUCCAUAUCACGGCCUUUAA